Molecule: messenger RNA, 162 nt
Organism: Paramuricea clavata
Lineage: Eukaryota; Metazoa; Cnidaria; Anthozoa; Malacalcyonacea; Plexauridae
Source: the annotation of a GenBank genome assembly
AUGGAGUAUUCGGCUGACGAUAAAACAAGUAGUCCGGUCUCAACUCAGCUGGCUGAUAUCGUCAAUAAGAGAUGGUCGUCAAAAUUAUCGGACGACAAAUUCAAAGAGAAAAUAGCAAAAUAUGACCGACCAGAUAACUGCGAACGAUUGUUUGCUCCCAAG